Molecule: messenger RNA, 5694 nt
Organism: Lucilia sericata (common green bottle fly)
Lineage: Eukaryota; Metazoa; Arthropoda; Insecta; Diptera; Calliphoridae
Gene: drongo
Exons: 6
Coding region: 1133-4711 (1192 amino acids)
Molecular function (GO): GTPase activator activity
Source: RefSeq, a predicted model, not a curated record
UUGAGCAAAAUUCUCUCGCCAUUGCGGUUGGUUUUUAUUUAAUUUUUUCCGUAUUUUUAAGGUUGCUGUGCGUUAAUUUUGUUGUGAAAGAAACAACUGUGUGUGUCAGUGAAAAUUGUUUUUUUUUGUAAUAAAGAAAAAAUAUUAACAAAAAUAAAUGAAACGCAAUUAAACAAAGAAAAUUUAACGGGCAACAAUUAAAAUCUAUAAAUUAUAAACAAAAGCUGUUAAAGCUAACAACAACAUAAUUGUAAUGAAAAAUAUUUGCAAAAAGCGAAUGUGAGCAAAAAGAAAAUCCAUAAAACCAACAAAAUUAUUUUAUACGACGAAAAGUAUAAAAAAAUCCAUUGCAAUUGCAUAAAUAUAUUAUUUAUUUUUGAGUUUUUCAUUUUCCAUUGUGUCAGCCAGAGUGUGUUUGAGUGUAAAGUGUUAGAAAAAUAAAAAACGAAAAAAAAGCAAGAAAAAUUAAAUAGAUCCUACUGUAGAAAAGUGGUGGCCUUUACCUUAUUUUUUCUACUUGUGUUUGUUGUCUUGGCUGCAAUUGUUUUUUCUCCUUUUAGUUGUUACAUUUAGUGGCGCCAAAUAAAUAAUAAAUAGAUGUUAGACCCAAUUUUUCAAUUGGUUGGAUUAAUUUUUCUGAGUUAAGAGUUUUUGAAGUGAAUUUGACAGCAAACGUUUAAGAAAAGUAAUCUAAAAGAAAAGUGUAACUUUAGAAAAAAACAAAAACACAACCAGCAAAAUUCAGUUCGUUUUUAUUUAUCCUACAAAUACGAAAUUUAACAAAACGGAUACAUAUCGAACUAACCGAGAUCCCUCUCCUCCACCCGAUACGGAAUUUUUUGCUACCGCUUCCGCUAGUGACGACGAUUUCAAUCACAAACUCCAGCAAAACGGCUCCCUCUCGAAUCGCAAUUCGAAAUUUAAAUCUGCUAAAAGCAAAAUAGAAGCAGAUUCUAAGCUCGCAAACGAGUUUGUCACGAGUUCAUCAACAAAAUCACCAUCAACUACUACGUCACUAAUACCUCCAUUGCCUUCGUCCUCAAUUGAGGAUAUAGUACGUUUUAGUCCAGUUGCACCACCAUCGGCUUUAAAUAACUUUAGUAGCACUUUUAGCAACAACAACACGCAAAACAUGGCCAUGGUACGCAAAAAACAAGAUGAUAAAUAUCUGGAAGCCUUGCGUGAGCUAAUCACCACUGGCGGUGGUAAUCGCCAAUGUUUUGAUUGCGGCCAAAAGGGACCCACCUAUGUCAACAUGACAAUUGGUUCGUUCGUAUGUACUCGCUGUUCCGGAGUAUUACGCGGCAUAACACCACCACAUCGUGUUAAAUCCAUAUCGAUGGCCACAUUCACACAAGACGAAAUAGAUUUUCUUAAAGCACAUGGCAAUGAUGUCUGUGCCAAAACAUGGUUGGGACUGUGGGAUCCCAAGCGUGCUGUACAUCAGGAUCAACGUGAAUUGAUGAUUGACAAAUAUGAGCGUAAACGUUAUUACUUAGAGCCAGCUAGUCCCUUAAAAUCUUUAACAAAUGCCACAAAUCUUAAGACUACAACAUCAGCAGCCGCCGCCACAACAUCAGCAACAUCCUCAGCCUCAGUAACAGCGUCUUCAGCGAAUAGUACCCAAAAUAAUACUAAUAAUAAGACACACAUACAAUUAACACCACCAACAUCUCAACGUACUACAGCCAAUGGUCUGCAUAAGACCUCCUCAAGCGCCAUUAGUCGUCCUCAACAUACAACACCACCACAAUCCCAAAAUGGCUUUUCAAGUUCUCUGUCAAAUCAUAACACCGAUGCUUUCGGUUUACAUAAUGGUUUAAAUUCAUCGGUAGGUUCCAUGUCUACUGGCGCUCUUUCCGAUACUAGUAGUUGUGCUAGUGCCAAUGGCUUUGGAGCAGAGGCAGAUUUUGUAGCCGAUUUCGGUUCGGCUGAUAUAUUUAAUGCCACUGUAGCCAGUUCGCCAGCUUCAUCGGUCGGUUCAUCGACGACAAAUAAUAGUUAUGCCAAAAUACAACCCAUGAAAAUGUCGGCAGCUGCACAUCAACAGUUUAUGAAUGGUCAUAGUGGUGGUGGUGGCGGCAAUAAUGCCACUACAAACUUACAAAAUGGUAACCUCACUAAUGGAAAUACAGAGAAUUUUGCUGAUUUUGAUCAUGCACCUAUAUAUAAUGCUGCAGAAGAACCACCCAAUUAUCAGUUUGUAAGAAAAAAUGCCAUACGAAAAAAAUCGACUUCCAGCAUAUCCGGUUCAAUAAUACGACGAAAUGAACGACAAUUAAAGGAUAUACUGGAAAUGGAUAAUAACGAAAAUCCAGUAGACUAUAUCAACUUUAAUGAGGAUGAUGUCUUUGGUGAAACUGCGACAACAAAGACAACAACAACAACAACAAAUACCACCAAGUCAGGGGGUUAUAGCAACCUCUUUGAUGAUUUUGAUACGCUACUCUCACUGGACACUGCUGACAAUAGUCAGCAGACAAAUUUCAAAGAAUUUGAAAGUGAUUAUAUGAAUAUAGGUGGAGAACACUUGGCAAAUGGUAGUAGUAAAUUUACGCCUUUGGCUUUGGCAGCUCAUGCUACUGCCAUGGCGGUACUGGGUAAUCAAAGUCAUUUCAAUAGUCAACUUCAAACAGCAGAAGUGCCAGCAGCAGCAGCAGCAUCAAAACCUCCCUUUACAAACCAAUGGGAUGUAUGGUCUACAGCUAAGGAUACAACAAAGACAAGCACAACGGUGGCAACAACAGCACCAUGGUUUCCUAACAACAAUAAUUUAAUGCAAGUGCCACCUACACAACAGCAACAGCAAUAUCUUUAUGCUUCGAUAGGCAAUUAUAAUUCGGGGAAUUUACAACAGCAACUGCAACAUCCCCUACCAACACAACAACUACAACAAUACUAUCCCUCCAGCACAUUUUCAACACAAUCAUUAACACAAUCAUCAGCAACAAAAUUCGAAAAUGCCAAAACAUCAGCAACAACGUCAACAUCCAUAAUAACAACAACAACAACAACACCAACAACGAGUAUGUUAAAUAAAAAUUCAAUAAAUUCAACAAAUCCGUUUCGUAUGCAUCUUGAUGUAAAUGAUAAUUAUAAUACAAUUAAUUAUGAUAAUGAUAAUUAUUUAAACACAACAACAAACAACAUUACUCCAACAACAUCAACAACAACAACAACUAUCAAUACUGAUUUCAAUACAAAUUUCAAUGAUUUUAAUUUUGUUUCAAAUUCAAUUUUAUCCUAUAAUUUUGAUAUAUUUUCAACUACAACAACAACAACAGCAACAUCAUUAAUUUCUUCCUCUUGCAUUAACACAAUGACUACAACAGCAACAACAACAACAACCGAACCAAUUCAAAAUGAUCAUAAUAACUAUCAUUACAACUACAAAAACUAUAAUAAUUAUAAUCAAAAUUCCAAAAUUUUCCACCCAAAUGAUCAUGAAAUUAAUAAUAAUAAUAAUGAUGAUAAUGAUAAUGUGAAUAUAAAUAAAAUUACAAAAAAUCCUUUUUUAAUUCCACAAAACUCGAAUUCAAAUUUAACAACUGAACUAGUAUCAAAUGCACCUAAAUUUUCCAUUUAUCAAUCACCCACUUCUUCAACUAUUACUUUCAAUUCGUCCGCAACCUCCUCUACUUCUGUGUCUUUACAAAACAAUCCUUUUUAUUCUACUGCUCCAUCUGAAUCUAUCAUAAUUCGUAAUUUACCUCACAGUGUUGUUGAUGAUGAUAAUGCAAAUCUAAAUAUUCAAAACAAUAAUAAUUACUAUAAAACUGAAAACAACAACAACAAUUAUUAUUAUUCCUUUGGUUGUAAAGAUGUUGCCAACCACAACAACAAUAACAAUAACAAUUCUUGUCCUAGUACAAAUCAUAAUAAUUAUUUCCAAACAAAUUUAAAUUCAAAUUGCAACUUUAAUACGUAUUCGUUUAAAACAAAUACAAAUCUAAAUGCAAAUCAGAAUCCAAAUAAUUAUCAGAAUGAAAAUGAAAAUAACAAUAAUAAUAAUAAUAGUUGGCGUCUUCCAAUUAAUAAUAACAAUAAUAAAAAUUCCACCACAAAUGGUUUUAAUAAUAACAUCAACAACAACAACAAUAUAAAUAAUAACAAUAAUUCCUCAGCACCCGCAGAAGAUCGUUAUGCAGCCUUAAAAGAUUUGGAUGAACAAUUAAGAGAAAGUAAAGCUGUGGCUGCCCAGGCCGCCUCAAUAGUAACAGCAAAUGUGGUUGAUUCUGGUUUUGGAAAUCCCAAUGUUAACGGCACCGUAAAUCCUUUUGCUACACAUCAUCAUCAGCAACAGACAGCUGUUGUCAAUCCUUUUCAAAAUGUUGCCAACAAUCCAACGCAAAAUACAACACAACAGUUGUUUGGUCAAAUGACUUUAAUACCAAAUGGAAUAGCUGCGGCAAAUGGUUUUUUAAAUGCUCAAAAAACUCAUACUGCCAAUACGGGAUUCUUUAAUUAUACGGCAAGUGGAUUUACAAAUGCCAAUACACCACAAAUACAACAUCAACAGCAACAACAACAACAGCAUCAGGCAUCCAUUUUGUAUCCAACAUCAAUACAAACAGGACCAAAUGGUUGUGGCUUUGGUUUCGGUACACUACAACAGCAAAUCGCCUCAACUGGCACGGGUCUAACAACAAAUACUUUUAAUAAUCCUUUUGCUGCUACCGGAGCUCUUAACUCAAACAAUCCAUUUUUAUGAGAUUUAAGAAGCCUUAAAUUUAACAACGAUCCUUUAAUCAACUAUGAAAUGCUUAGACACAACUAAACAUUUUGAAUAGUACAGCAGAAAGCAACAACAACAACAAAACCAAAACUUGCUUCAAUAAGUUUAUAAAGGAUCCAUCUAAACAAACUGUGGUUUAUUUUUAAAAAUAUAAAAAUAUUUUUCUAACAUUAACAAAACAAAAUACAGGCUGCAUUAAUUUUUUUUAAUAAAAAAAUCUCAAGCCUUAUCUAAAAAAUAAUGAAAAACCGAAAAAAACUUAGUCCAUUUUAUGAACAAUAGUUAUAAAUAAUUAUAAAUAUUCUUAAAUAUAGUAAAAACAACAAAUCUUUCUUAAUAUAUGAAAAAAAAAACAAAUAUUAACUAAAUUAAAUAACUUACAAAAUAUAAAAAAAAAUCUAAAAAAAGAAACUUCACAUUUUCCUUUAAAAACAAAAUCAAAAACAAAUACUAAACAAAAAUUUAUUAUUAUUAUAAUAUACAUCUAUUUUUACUUUAAGAUAAACGAAAAACAGAACAAUUAAUUAAAUUGAAAACUUAACAAAUUCUAUAAAACAAAAAUCAAAAAACAAACCAAACUAAUAGUAAAACAAAUUGAUAAUAAUUAAACAAAAAUAUAUGAUUAAUAAAACAAAUGCUUUUAGAAUAAAACAAAAAUUAUUACAAUAAUAACAAAAUUAUAAAGAAAUUAACAACAAAAUUAGUUAUUAAUUAAAUCUUGAUAAAAAUUAAAUGCUAAAUCUAAAUCAAAAGUCCAUUUAAAACGAAAAACGAAUAUAAAUUAUAAAUUGUUGAAAUAUAUGUAAAUUAUACGUUUGCUCCCACUACAUAUUAAACAGAACGUAUCUACAGUAAAUAUUUUUUAAUUUUCGAAUCAUUUAAACAAAUUUUUAUUUAUGCAAAAAAAAAACAGGGGUGGAAAAUUGAAAUUUUGAAAUAGUACUAAGUUGUAACCAAAA